Nymphaea colorata (pocket water lily) is the source of this 1292-nucleotide messenger RNA. RefSeq lists its product as uncharacterized. The record is from RefSeq and is a predicted model, not a curated record. The transcript is spliced from 6 exons. Lineage: Eukaryota; Viridiplantae; Streptophyta; Magnoliopsida; Nymphaeales; Nymphaeaceae. Bases 841 to 1158 code for a protein of 105 amino acids. Gene Ontology annotation, biological process: recombinational repair.
UUGGUGUAUCCACUGUGGUUUCCAUUGCAUACCCUGUUUAUCGCCAUGGCAAAGCACUGCUCUCUUAGAGCAGAAUGGGACUGGAGAGUCAUCAUUUGUUUUGUCCACAUCUCUUGAGAACUUGCCUCCGGCUUCAACACUCUUGUUGUCGUCUCUUAUUUGGUGCUUGUCUACAUGAUCGAUCGUCCGUUGUGGCAAGACUCUAAGUGUUAGAACAGUGUCUUCAUCCUCCUGAACUGCAGGAUGUUUUCUUCUAGUGUUGCCCACGAGCACAGUUUUCAACCCAGCGUCUGGAGCAUCUUCUUCAGAUUUGCCAUCUAGAAACUCUUCUAGCAACAUAUGCAUCCGCCUGUAUUCUGCUACCAUAGUCUCCCACAUCUCAUUUACGUCGUCCCGUUUUGGGUCACUCAUUGCUCCGAUCGACAGUCUCCAGUACUUGAGGUUUGAAGGUUACCUUGAUGAAGAGCUUCUCGCAGCAGCAUCACCAGAGGUUGUUGCUCUGUGAAGAUUGUGUUGUGUCUAGCGUCAACGCCCUCCAUCUGCUGCUCAAGUCUCUGAAUUCUUCCAUCCGCUGCUUCUAACUCCUCUUCCAUGCACACGUGAUAGGCAUCUGCAGCCGCCAUGGCCUCUCGAGCCGUGACUCUAUCUCUCAUGGCUGCCGUCAUCUUCCGAGCGCUCUGAUACCUUGUUAGCUCCUGUUAACUCAUGAGCCCCUUUACAAGAAAACCCACAAUCACACACACACACACGCCCUAAUCCCAUAUUAGGGCUUCUUCCUCCCAGAGGUAGAACUCUCUUACACCUGCGAUGUUCCACUGAUCUGCCCUACCGACCCUAUUUAUGGAAGUUAUCAGGUACGUUAGUUGCGUAUGUCAUGGUUAUACCCAGGGUGAGAGAUACGUGUCCCAUCGUUUGUUGUGGUCUGUAAAGAAUCGUUUUGGAUCCACCGAUGAGCUUGGGGUAUUUGAAAUGUCCCAGUCUGGUCUUCAAGCUGCUUCAAAUCCAAGUGAGAAUAAUUGUAAUGCAGAAGUUUUAGCAGGCUUAGCCAUCUCUGUUAUUAUUGAUGGAUCUCGGAUCUUUCUCCUGGAGGUGCAGUUCUUUUCUGUGAUUGAACAUCAUGAUGUCCGGAUGGUUCUGCUCUUUGGGCCAUUUUUUUGAAUGUUGUUAGCGGUAUGAAGUUGACAGAGACAGCUGGGGAUCUUGCAAUUGCAGCUGCUAUUUGCAGUAGGAAUGUAUUUCUUGAUCAUCUUGUUACGAGCAAAACUCUUGUUACUCUUUCCAUGGAUGGCACU